Molecule: messenger RNA, 1326 nt
Organism: Rotaria socialis
Lineage: Eukaryota; Metazoa; Rotifera; Eurotatoria; Philodinida; Philodinidae
Source: the annotation of a GenBank genome assembly
AUGCAUUUCGCACGUGAAGCUCUGAGCAAUCCAAAAGCUGUUGGAAUUCUUUUCAAGAUGACCAUCGGUCCAACUGCAUCAUCGGCACCAUUUGCCAAAAUCCCCAGCCAAGAAAGCUGCUUCGGUGAGUCGGAGAAAGAGGUGCUAUUCUCUAUGCACACCGUUUUCCGACUCGGAGGCAUCGAGAAGAUGGAAGAUGGACUUUGGCAAGUAAACCUCACUCUGGUUGAUAAUGCAGCCGAUCCAAAAUUGCAACAACUUACUGCAUACAUGCGCCAGCAGGUGACUGGUAGCACAGGCUGGCAUCAACUCGCAAAAGUCCUCUUGAAAACUGGAAAUUACCGUGAUGCCGAAGAAAUCUAUCAAACUCUGAUUGAACAAGCGAAAUCAAACAACGCUGAGAAAGAUCUUCCCCAUUUAUACAGCCAACUGGCAUGCUUGAAAAACAGAAAGGGACCGUACCACGAGGCACUCGAAUUGUAUCAAAAAUCACUUGACAUCAGACGUAAAUCUCUGCCUGAGAAUCAUCCUGAAUUGGCUACCACAUACAACAACAUUAGAUUAUUGCAUGACAAGAUGGGAGAGUACUCCAAAGCGCUCGAUUUCUAUCAAAAAGAUCUGGAUAUCAGUCUCAAAUUUUUGUCUCCGACUCAUCCCGAUUUAGCUGCUAUUUAUAGUAACAUCGGUUCAGUACAUGAUAAGAUUGGAAAAUACUCCAAAGCACUCGAGUUCCAUGAGAAGUGUUUCAAAGUCAGUCUAAAAUCACUGUCUCCGACACAUCCGAAUGUAGCUGGUUUUCACAGCAACAUCGGAAUGGUUUUCGAAAACAUUGGAGAAUUCAGCAAGGCACAUCAGUCGUACACCAAAUCGCUGGAAAUCUACAGGGGUUCUCUGUUUGAAAACCAUCCAACCCUCGCCUAUACGUACAAUAGAGUUGGUGAACUUCACGAAAGUAUGGAAGAACCCGAAAAAGCGUUGGAAUACUAUGACAAAGGUUUAAAGAUACAAGAGAAGUGUUUAUCAUUCAGCCAUCCAAAUCUAGCAACAACCAUAUACAAUAUGGGCUCAAUCAAGACAACUGAAGGCGAAUGCCAAAAGGCGUUGGAUCUCCAUAACCGAGGACUGAAAAUUCGAGAAAAAUCCUUUCUUGCGAAUCAUCCGGAUAUUGCUCGCAGCUAUCAUGCUAUGGCUUCAGUGCAAGAAAAGAUGGGCGAGCACUCGAAAGCACUGUCGUGUGCGGAACAAGCUAUUCAAAUCAGUGAAAAUUCGUUGGGUGACGAACAUCCACACGUUCAAUUGUAUCGAAAUACUCUGAAUCGAUUGUGA